This is a messenger RNA of Trichoderma asperellum CBS 433.97, 7140 nucleotides long. NCBI's taxonomy places the organism in Eukaryota, Fungi, Ascomycota, Sordariomycetes, Hypocreales, Hypocreaceae. The record is from RefSeq and is a predicted model, not a curated record.
AUGGCACCUUCCAUCGACCUCUUCGUCGCUAAGAAUGGCUUCGGUGAUCAAGACUUCUCCAGUCUAUCAUCUGACAUUGCCAUUAUUGGUGUCUCUGGGCGUUUUCCCGGCGAGGCAACUCCCCCCCGGAAUCUAUGGGAUAUGGUCGUGGAGGGGAGGAAUGCCAGGGAGCCCGUACCUAAGAGCCGGUUCAAUGCAGACGGCUUCUGGCACAAGGACCCUAGCCGGGUUGGGACAAUUGGCGGUAUCAAGCAAGGCCACUUCGUGAAGCAAGAUAUCCGCCAGUUUGACGCCGGUUUCUUUUGCAUUACGCCCGAAGAAGCCAAGGCAAUGGACCCACUGCAGCGUAUUCUCCUAGAGACAGCCUACGAAGGCCUCGAGAACGCCGGUCUGACAAUUGACCAAAUCGCCGACCAGCCCAUCGGUUGCUUCGUCGGCGGCGGGCAGAGCCAUGACUACUGGGACCUCCAAGCCUUAGAUCUGGAUAGUAUCCCAAAAUACUCGGCCACGGGUUUGGGAACCUCCAUCUUGUCGAACCAUAUUUCGUGGUUUUUUAACCUCAGAGGUCCGAGCAUGACCAUUGACACAGCAUGUUCAUCCUCGAUGACUGCAAUGCAUAUGGCCUGCCAGAGCAUUAGAAGCGGAGAAACCGAUUCGGCUUCAACUUGCGACUUCUGCCAGUCUUUUGACAUAUUUGCCACCCCCAUGUCGUUCCUUAGUAAAGACGACAAGUGCCACUUAUUUGACACGUCAGCCAAUGGAUACACUCGUGGCGAAGGCGGUGGCUUCGUCGUUUUGAAGCGAAUGGACCUGGCUCUCCGUGAUGGCAACACCAUCCGCGCCGUCGUCCGCGCCACAGGAGCCAACCAAGAUGGCCGGACUCUCGGUCUCACACAGCCAUCCGCAGUCAGACAAGCGGAUUUGAUCCGCCAGACAUAUGAGUCUGCGGGGUUGCCACUGCAUGAGACCAAUUACUUUGAGGCUCACGGCACGGGUACCGCGGCGGGUGAUCCCGUCGAGUGUUCGGCGAUCGGUCCCGCUUUUAGCUCGACACGACAACGUCCGUUGUACGUUGGGUCCGUGAAAAGUAACGUGGGACAUCUAGAGAGUUGCAGUGGCAUCGUUGGCAUGGUCAAGGCCGUUUACAGCCUCGAAAGUGGCUGGAUGGCACCUACCCAUGGCCUGACGAAUAUCAACCCAAAGAUCAAGCUCGCUGAGUGGAAGAUUGACAUUCCCACACGGGCGACUCGCUGGCCUGCUGGCCUCCGUCGUAUUAGCAUCAACAACUUUGGCUACGGCGGUGCCAAUGCUCAUGUUGUAAUAGACGAUGCAUACCACUAUUUGAAGAAUCACAACCUGAAAGCCCCGCACAACACCACUGUAGAAGAACUCUUAACCAACAGCAUCAAAGGUCCUACAACGAUACCCAAUGGGCCUACCUCCCGUCUCUUCCUUCUCUCUUCUCACGAGGAGAGUGGCAUUCACGUCGACGCGAAGAAGGGGUCCGAAGAGCAGAACCGUUUGCUGCACCGUCUGGCUUAUACACUCUCUGAGAAGAGGUCGAGCCUUCCCUGGAAAACGUUUGCCGCCGCCUCGACUAUCGAGGAGCUGCAACAGGCUCUGGAUGGAGCACGAACCCAAGCCACCCGUACACCGACCAAGGCCCGGCCGAUCACUUUUAUCUUCACUGGCCAGGGUGCGCAAUGGUAUGGCAUGGGCCGUUCUCUGCAGAAAUACCCCGUAUUCCAGAAGUCUCUGCAUGAGUCAAACGCCCACCUCAAGUCCUUUGGUUGCACGUGGGAUCUCCUCGUAGAGCUGAACCGCAGUGCUGAGGAAUCGCAGAUUGAUCCCCCAGACAUCAGCCAGGCAGCAUGCACGGCGUUGCAGCUCGGCGUCGUGGAUCUCCUGGCCAGCUGGGGCAUCCGCCCGCAGGUCGUGAUUGGCCACUCUAGCGGUGAGAUUGCAGCGGGUUAUUCAAAAGGUGCGUUCGAUAAGGCGGCCGGUAUGCGCAUUGCAUACUACCGAGGUCUCCUUACCAGCCAGCUCAGCAAGAAUGGUGCCAUGGCUGCCGUUGGCUUGGGUCCGGAAGCGGCCCAGAAGUAUAUCGACCGUGUCACAGCAGGCAAGGUCGUUGUUGCUUGCAUCAACAGUCCAGAAAGCACGACCUUGUCCAGAGAUGUGGAGGGCGUCAACGAGGUUAUGCAUCUGCUGCAGGCGGACGAUGUCUUUGCGCGCAAGCUCCGCGAGUUGACUGCGUACCAUUCCCACCAUAUGCAGCUCAUUGCUGAAAAGUAUCUUGCUGGAAUGGAAGAAGGCGCAUGGAAGCCCAAGUCGGGGCAUAAGGACGUCACCAUGGUCUCGUCAGUUAAAGGCAAGCCCAUCGAUGGCACCGAGCUUGUCCCUUUGUACUAUGUGGCCAACCUGGUUAGUGCGGUCAACUUCUCAGGCGCCGUCACGGCUGCUACUGAGGCAGGUCUCCUCGGAGGUAAGUUACGAAACCAAAACGGCAUUAAGGGAAGCCCUUACGCCAUAGUCGAGAUUGGACCCCAUGCGGCUCUGCAGGGGCCAUUGAAGCAGAUUAUGACCAGCGUCAGUGACAAGGUUCCGACUCCUCCUCGCUACUUGUCGGCCAUCAAGAGAAAGCAGGAUGCUAUUCAAACAUCCUUGGAGGUGGCUGGCGAGCUGUUCGUCCUGGGCCACCCAGUCGACAUGCGCUUGGCGAAUGCGUAUGAUAGUUACCGCGGCGUUAACCAUGGCGAUGUAACCGACGAUGGCAAGAUUUCUCCGCUUGUCGAACUACCCACUUACGCAUGGAACACGUCCAAAAAGUAUUGGAGCGAGUCGGCUGCCAUCUCGGCCUACAGAAACAGGAGCCAUGCGCGUCUUGAGCUGCUCGGCGCACGAGACGAUCGAUCCACAGAGCUGGAACUGUCCUGGCGUAACCUCCUCCGCACUUCGGAGCAACCUUGGAUUGAGCACCAUCAGUUCCAGAGCACAAACAUCUAUCCCAUGGCGGGUAUGGUUGUCAUGGCCAUCGAAGGCAUGCGCCAGAUCCAGACCCGCACUGACAUCGAGGGCUUCCAGGUGCGCGACAUCAAUAUUGGCAAGGCUUUGGUGGUUCCUAUCAACCAGACGAUUGAGACGAGACUCCAGCUCGCACCAUGGCGCUCGUCACCUAUUGCGAACGAAGAUUCGUCGUACUGGACCGAGUUCAAGGUGUCCAGCCGCAAUGAGAGCGGCACGUGGACGGCAAACUACAAUGGUUUGAUCAAGGCCAUUUACACACCAGAGGGAGAUUCGGCUACUGGAAAUGGUGUAUUCGUGAACGAAGAGGCGGCCGCCAACGCACAACUCCAGGCGGACUUGGAGCCCGCAGUAUUUUACGACAAGCUCGACAGUGCCGGAUUUCAUCUGGGCCCAGCCUUCCAAGGAGUCAAAAAGCUAAACCUCCUCAACGACAAGUCGCACUACACCGUUGAGGUAGAGGACACAAAGCAGUAUUAUCCUGCAAAGUGGGAGCCUCCACAUCUAAUUCAUCCAUCUGUCCUAGACGUUUUCGUGCAUCUCUUAACCUCGAGUGCGUGGUAUGGCGAGGACUUCACGGCACGAAUGCCCGUAUCCACGGCGUCCAUCUAUGUCUCGACCAAGUUUGAUUCGACCCCGGGUAGCAAGUACCAUGGCUUCUCGCGCACCUACAAGCUCGGCGGCGGCGGCGACAAGAUGGCGAGUGAUGUGUUUGCCUUUGGCGAGGAUGGAGACGACAAGCCUGUUAUUGCGCUCCGUGGCUGUGAGCACGUGCCGCUACGUGGUUCAGGUGCACAAUCGGAUGUUUCUGGUGGUGCAUCUGCAUCUCUUGGUGGCCAUGUUCCUAUUGCUCCACGCCUGGCUCUUGAUGUGACAAUGAUCGAUGCUACUCAGAUCCAACAGAUUCUGCAGGAUGAUCCCAACCUCGCUACCUCACUGGGUAAAUACGUGACCCUACUUGCCCACAAAUAUCCUGCUUUGGACAUUCUCGAAUCCAAUUCGUCUGCGAACAGUCUUCUCACACGGGCUCUUCUUGGGGGUGGAGAGGAGAUUCAUAAGCGUGUCAAGUCGGUAAUUCUGUCCGGCGUCGUGGCCCUUGAGGAGCAAUCUAGGCCUUGGAAACAGUUGAUCCAUCAUCAGCAGCUAAAUCUUACAGAGGACCCUGUUGAACAAGGCUUCGAGGAAGCCUCUCGUGAUCUUAUUGUGUUAGACACUGCUCAAACGUAUGAAGGCGAAAAUGCCGUCAUCUUGGCCAACAUCAAGAAACUCCUGAAACCCUGGGGUAUCCUUUUAGUAGCAAAUGAAGAAGUGUUAGUGUCCGCAGGCUUCACUGCCCCUACCUCGAUCAAUAUCUCCGACGCCUCGUGCCUCACAAUCGCCUCUGUGACACAGCAAAGCAACGCCGCUGUCCAAAACAUUCUAGUUGUCAUGCCCCAAAGCCCAUCACCUAAGCUGAGCCGAGCCGUGGAACAAGUGGAGUGCGAGCUGAAACAGGUGCAUAACUAUAAUGUUGUCAAGUUGCCCUUUGACGCCGCCACUCCUGAACAACUCUCGUCGUACUUGGCUCUCUUUGCAUUGGAUCUGGACCUUCCUUUCCUGGAAGAUCUAGAUGAGGAUUCCUUUGUCAAGCUUCGCUCCUUGAUUCUCGGUACCCAGGGGACGUUGUGGCUGACUUUAGACACUGCCUCUGGGGGUCUCGUAAAGGGUCUGGGUCGCACAAUCCGCAGCGAGUACCCAGAGAUUCCCUUCUCCACCCUCUCUCUCGACUCAGCGGCGCCAUUUGAUGCAGACGUCAAUGUGCGUACCAUUUCCCAACUCAUCAGCACCAGCAAGACGCUAGAUCGAUCCACGGACUCAGAGUAUGUCAUUCGCAAUGGUCAAGUCCUGGUGGAACGACUCGAGCCGCAGACCGACCUCAAGACCUUAUUGGACGCGGCCCGGUCCGGACAGAGCCUUCCCACGGUUACAAUGCCCUUGAAGGACCGCGGUGAUGAGACACUGCGUCUGUCCUUCCGAGAGCCUGGUUUACUCGACUCGUUUGAAUACCACCUCGUGCCCGGCUUGACCGCUCUGGAUCCCGUGGCCGAGGGCCAGAUGGAGAUCGAGGUCCAGUUGGUCGGCUUGAACUCUCGUGACGUAAUGAUGGCCACUGGCCAGGACGAAGAUACCAACAUUGGCAUGGAGUGCGCGGGUAUCGUGUCCCGGUUGGGCCUCGGCGUCACCAAGUUCCGUGUGGGCGACCGCGUGUUCGGCCUGCACGGCGGUUGUUUCCAGACCCGCCUGCGCGUAGACCCACGCACCUUUGCGCACACCCCUGACUCCAUCACCGACGAGGUGGCCGGAUCGCUGAUGGGCCAGUACCAGACGGCGGUACAAUCGCUGAUCAACGUCGGCCGCCUGCAGAGGGACGAGUCCGUUCUGAUCCACUCUGCGGCCGGUGGUGUCGGCCAAGCAGCCAUCAUUGUCGCCCAGUGUCUUAGCUCCAAGAAGGUCUUCUGUACCGUCUCUUCGGAGAAGAAGAAGAAGUUCUUGAUGGCCGAGUACGGCAUCCCGGAGGCGCACAUCUUCAACAGCCGUGACCAUUCGUUCGCCGAUGGCGUCAUGCGCCUGACUAACGGACAGGGCGUGGACGUCGUGCUCAACAACCUCGCCAACGAAGCACUUCGACGCACAUGGAACUGCGUGGCGCCGUUUGGCCGCUUCAUCGAGCUGGGCAAGCGCGACAUCCACGACAACUCCGGCCUGGAGAUGCGGCCGUUCCUCAACAACAUUAGCUUUUCGGGUCUUGACAUUAACACCCUCGUCACUGAGUAUCCCAACAAAUGCGAGAAGCUCAGCUUACAGGUGGUUGAGUUGCUAGAACAAGGAAUCAUUAGGCCCCUGAAGAACGUUACGCAGUUCAGCUUUGGACAAGUGGAGCAGGCGUUCCAGCUGAUGCAGAGCGGCGAUAACAUGGGCAAGGUUGUUCUGAUUCCACGGCCUGACGAUGUUGUUCCUAUCAUCCCUGGAGGCCUCGGUGCGUUCAGACUAUCUUCUAACAGCACCUAUGUUCUCGUCGGUGGUCUUGGCGGCAUUGGUAGAUCCAUUGCCCAGAUGCUCGCUGAUAAGGGCGCUAAGCAUUUCGUAUUUCUGUCUCGAUCUGGCAAUACGCGCCCAGAGGCGCAAGCCCUGCUCGAUAAGCUGCAGGGACAAGGUGUUACCUCGACAGUCACGGCGGUCGACGUAGCAGACAAAGCACAGCUGGAGGCAGCCUUGAACAAAGUAAAGCAAAGCUGUCCCCCGAUUAAGGGCAUGAUUAACUGCGCUAUGGAUUUGAAAGACGGCAUCUACAAUAACAUGACCGCGAAAGACUGGAACUUAUCACUCCGUCCUAAGCUUAAAGCCACGCGCAAUCUGCACGAGCUGCUGCCGGCUGACCUGGAUUUCUUUGUCUGCUUGUCGUCUAUUGCUGGCAUCAUCGGAAACCGUGGCCAGGCCAACUACAAUGCUGGUAACAACUACCAGGAUGCUCUCAUGCACCACCGUGCCGCUUCAGGCUUGGCAGCCACCAGUCUGAACCUCAGUUUGGUCGUCGGCGUCGGUGUCUCCACUGAGCAGGAGAAUGUCUUCCAACUACUCAAAAAUGGAGAUCUGAUACCCCAGAACGAAACGGACGUGCUGAACCUUGUUACGGCCGCCGUCUCCGGUCGCGCGCCGACACAAGUUGCCAUCGGCACAGCCACCGGUGGCCAGCUCGACAAGUCGUCGUCCAACGACCCCUAUUGCCGACUGGAUCGCCAUUCUGGAGGCGACAGCAACGGCCAGGCAACAAAGGAGGACUGGAAGAAGCUGGUUGCAACAGCCACUUCCAAGGACCAGGUCCACGAUCUCGUGCUCGACGCGCUGGUAGCUGGCCUGUCCAACAUUCUCAAGGUGGAACAGGACGACAUCGAUUCCCGGAAGUCUCUGCCGGCUCUCGGCAUCGACAGUCUUGUUGCAAUCGAGAUACGAAAUUGGCUGCGCAAGGAGUUCCAGGCAGACUUGUCUGUUUUUGACAUUGUCAGCAACGAUCCGCUGUCGACCUUUGCGCCCAAAGUCGCAGCCAAGUCUGCCGUUGUCCCGGCUGCUCUUGCUUAA